AUGAACGAAGAAAUUAUAAGAAGUCAGGCACGACCUUACUAUGAACCAGAUACAUUUGAUGCUGGUUAUUCGGCUGUUUUUAGACCAGAUAAAGGUGUUGUAGAUCCUUAUGGUUUUAAUAUUGCAUCAAAGUUAAAAAUAGUUCAAUCAAAUAAUGGGGGACUUGCAGAUUUGAAAAAUGUGAGUAAAAGCAAUGGUAUUUUAUGGAAUUUCAUUCCAAAAUGGUUUACUUGGUCAAGUCAUAAUAAUAAAAAUAUUAAUAAAUUGUCUUCUAGUAAUAAAAUUUUACUUUCAGAUACAGAUCAAAAUAUCAACAAGAAUCUAGAUGCAUUAGAAUGGCCCGAUUUAUUAGAUAUUGAUGUUGGUAAACGUAUAUUAAACCAAUUACUUGGAGAACUUACAAAAAUGUAUUUACGCCAUUUAGUGCAACAACCAUUUGAAGUCAGCAAGGUGCUUCUACAAGUUGGUGAUUUCACAAGCAUUUCGGCAGAAAAUAAUAGGAAUAAAUUUAAGGAUUCAUCUGCUGAAAACCCUGGCAUACUAUUGGAAGAUCAAGAAAAUGAUACGGAUGCAGAGCUUGAGUUUUUCUCCAAAAAACCAAUUAAUGCUUCGAAUGAAGUUGAGAAUAAAAAAGCUAUUAAGGGACGAGUUGGAAAAACUGAUAAAGUGAUUGUUGAGAAUAGAAUAAACCCUGAAUCAUUGCAUAUAAUGGAUAUUAUAAAUUCAUUAAUUGAAAAAGAAGGUUUGAGGGGUGUGUGGAGAGCAAAUAAUACGACAUUUAUUUAUAAUUUUUUGAACAUGACAUGUAACAUUUGGUUCAUUGGUUUGUUAUCACCAUUUUUUGGAAUAUCUGAUCCACAUUUUUUCGACACAAUUUUACAAACAGCUACAUCAUACUCAACAAUAGACGAUAUUAAGAUUUCUCUAGGUCUAACUAUCUGUUCUAAUAUUUUAACCAAUAUUCUUUUAGUUCCACUAGAUUUAAUAAAAAUUAAGUUAAUAACGACAUCCAUAGAGGGUUUCACAGUCAAUAAAGACAUUGACACUGAAUUUCCAGCUGAAGAAGUAAAAGAAUUAGAAAUUUUACCAAUAGAAAAAUCGCGUAGUUUACGAAAUAUAAUUAAAAGUUGGUCUUGGAAAGAAGAUCUGUUAAAAUUACCAGCUGAUAUAUGGUUUUUCACCAUCUUAAACUCUUUGGUAAGUAUAAACAGAUCUUCAUCUACUGUUUUUGGAGAGAAAUUAUUCACUUUAUUAUGGGUACAUUAUUUACGUCAGACAAAAGAAUCGUCAAAACUGAAGUUAUAUAAUUUAUCAUUUUGUUGUUUUCAAAUACUGGGCAUAUUUCUUAAAUUACCAAUUGAAACGAUACUCCAUCGUUGUCAGGUAAAAUAUUUACUAAAUAGAAAUAAAGAAAGGGAGGACCAGCUAUGCAUUCGAAGUGAUGAAUUGAUCAUUAAGCCUAUACCAUACGAUAAUGGUCUGUUUGAUAAUCUGAUUACUAAUUCAACAACAUCUGAUGAAAAGGAAAAUAAUCUUGCCAGCAAAAAAAUCAAGGCUUUAUGGAAUGGUUGGAGAAUAAGCGUUGUCAGUUUGUUAUGUGAUUACAGCUUAAAGGUAUUGCAGAAAAAUGAUAAAUCCAUCGAAUUCGAAUUCUAA
This is a messenger RNA of Tetrapisispora phaffii CBS 4417, 1656 nucleotides long. RefSeq names its product mitofusin complex protein UGO1 (gene UGO1). The transcript has a single exon. The record is from RefSeq and is a predicted model, not a curated record. NCBI's taxonomy places the organism in Eukaryota, Fungi, Ascomycota, Saccharomycetes, Saccharomycetales, Saccharomycetaceae. Bases 1 to 1656 code for a protein of 551 amino acids.